Messenger RNA from Leucoraja erinaceus (little skate), 2784 nucleotides. RefSeq names its product syntabulin (syntaxin-interacting) (gene sybu). The record is from RefSeq and is a predicted model, not a curated record. Gene Ontology annotation, cellular component: cytoplasmic microtubule; vesicle. The transcript is spliced from 7 exons. Bases 415 to 2451 code for a protein of 678 amino acids. Gene Ontology annotation, biological process: synapse maturation; axonal transport of mitochondrion. Lineage: Eukaryota; Metazoa; Chordata; Chondrichthyes; Rajiformes; Rajidae.
UAGUUAAAUACAAGCUGGGGGAUAAAUUGCAUGCGAAAAGGCGGUUAGACGCACUGGUCAUUUGCUGGAUGAUGCCUCUUAUUUCAGAGGAGGGUGAACACAGUGCGUUGCAAAGGAUAUGGUGUGUCUGUAAAUGUCAUUAAAGUGGGCCAGAUAAUUUUUUGGGGGCUGUAACGCAACGACUGAGGUCAUUAAAUAGCGGCUUCUACCCUGGGCUUCGGAGAUGCAAUCGCCGGGCGGGUGAAAAGCAUUUGUAUUCAAGACGGGAGUGUGUCAAACUAGCGUUGGUGUCACCCUUUGGGCUGCGUGUAGAACUGCGCCUUGCUGUUCCCGCAAUGUCUAACUGUGCAACUGAUAGCAGCACACACUGCCGUAGACAGACCUAGUUGGCAUCCAGAUGCAAGCGUCUCCGCAAUGGAACAGGAUCAGAAGGUGCAAGAGAAACGAGGUCCACGCAGUCGCAUCCCCAGACUGGUUCUCCGCCCUUAUUCCCACAUCCAGAAGCGAUCGCCUUCGUCUGAAUCGCCCUUGUCCGAGGAAGAGAGCCGAGAUUACGACCUGAGCUCCAGCCAGUCGCGGAGAUCCACCGCUACCGACAGCAGCAUCAGUUUCUGUUCAGACGAUACUGGAUGUCCAAGCAGCCAGUCGGUAUCCCCGGUUAAAUCUCCUUCAAAGUUGGCCAAUAUUGUCUUAACGAUUCCUACGGUGAAUGAAGAAGAGGGCGGAAAGAAAAAUAACUCUGGAACUGAGUGGAACGCUCACCACAUUAGACAUAAGAGGGAGCAGAAGUCAUGCCUAGUGCAGCCAGGGAGUGAAGCUGACUUUAGUUCAUCCAGCAGCACAGGCAGCAUCUCAGCACCUGUAGGUCUAAUGUCCAACUCGGGGAGCAAGCGGAGCUCGGCUUCUCGCAGCCGUGGCGUACAUGGAAGAAGCAGCACUUCCAGUGGACACAAACCGUCGGGGAGCCCAACCCUUACGCGGGAUAAAGAUCCAGUCUCCGCGGUGUACAAAAGUACAGCCAACAUCCGUGAUGUCUAUGGUGCAUCAUCUCGUAGCAGCAGCAGUAACUCCGGUUCAUACAAAGGCAGUGACAGCAGCCCAACUAUCAGGCGGUCUGGUAAAUACACCUCUUGCAGUGAUAAUCAUGGCAUUAAGCCUCCUAACCCGGAACAGUACUUGACCCCACUGCAGCAAAAGGAAGUUACCAUUAGACAUCUGAGGACAAAACUAAAGGAUUCUGAAAGCAACCUUCAAGAGAGGUGGGAAUCUGAAGUUGUAGAUCUCAAGUCGCAGCUUGCUCGCAUGCGGGAAGACUGGAUAGAGGAAGAAUGCCACCGAGUUGAAGCACAGCUUGCACUAAAAGAAGCACGGAAAGAGAUUAAACAACUCCGUGAGGUGAUUGACACUAUGAAGAACAGCUUGGUAGAGAAGGAUAAAGGGGUCCAAAAAUAUUUUGUUGACAUUAAUAUCCAAAACAAGAAGCUGGAGUCUUUGCUGCAGAGCAUGGAGUUGGCUCAGAAUGGUGCGUCAAGGGACGACUCAUCAUUGGACUGCAUGUGUCCAUCGCCUGUGAAAUCAUUGGCUCGUAGCACAACCUACACUAAAAUGGCUGAGGCCAUGGCCCUUGAAGACCAGGCUGUUGAAGAAAUGGCUGAUAGUGGGCUGCUCGCCAAUGAUGCUAUGGCAAGCAGAGCAGAUCUCUUUGACCAAAUACUGAGGUCCAGACCCACUGAUGUUAGCCCAGGAGAUGGCAGUUGGCCACAAGCCAAUGAAAUGCAGGCUAUCCUUGCCAACAGUCCAGCAUUUAAUAUUUCUGCUCCAAGUAUGAUCUUUAUGACAAGUGAUAAUAGGCUGGUGAGGGAACAGGCGAUCCAGACUGAUGUAGUACCAUAUAGUCCAGAUGUACAGAGUCUCAUUCUACAUAUUCAAAAAUCCCAACAAAACAGCCCAGUCAGCCCAAUAUCUGCAACCUGGGUGUCAGAGGCUGGCCAAACAGAAUGUGCAUUGGAGUUUGAUGCUUUAAUUGAUUUAACUCCAAAUAAUCCUAAUACUGCUAUUCUGGUGUCUAGAUUAGAAUGUGUUAAUCAUUUCAAGAGCUCCCCAGCAAGCACCCACAAUGAACAAGCACAGCACCAACCUAGCAUAAACAGUACGAUGGAGUCCACUUUUACACCAGCCUUUGAUCAAACAGAUAGUAACGGAUUUAGUGUUUCGGAGGAUCAGCCAUCUGCAGUGUGUCAGAAAAGUUAUUGGAGCAAGCAUUUCAUUGUUGAUUUAUUGGCAGUGGCUGCACCUGUAGUGCCAACGUUGGCAUGGAUAUUUUCCACACACAGAGGAAGAUCGGGGGGAAUGUACAAUAUAGGGGCACUUUUGCGUGGGUGUUGUUUGGUGGCCUUGCACUCUCUGCGCACACAGCACACACAAUGUUUACCCCCUCAUUUAAAAAAAUGAUUCCAUUAAUUGCACUUAAAUUUUAGUUCAGGACACUUGAAAAAUACUGGAAUUAGCUUACUGAGUUGUGUUUGUGUGUGGCUCGGUGUGUUUCAACACAUCAGUGAGAUUUAAUUUGCACUGCUGAUAUGUAUAGAUAUAUUGACUUAAAGUGAUGAGUUUACAGUGUUGCAAGUGGCUUUUGAAGAAUGGUUAAUUUAUAAAUGUGAAUGUUUUCAUUGAACGAAGGAGAGAAAGAAACUGAAGUGGCCAAAGUUGACCCUCUGCUGAGCAAUGUAGCAAAAUACUUUGUAGAGGUUAUGUUUCACUAAAGCAUGGGGAAAGUGCAGUCUU